CCGCCCGAGGGCCCUUGGCAGCCCGAGGGCGGCCCGCCGCGCCGCGGCCGAGCCCGCGAUAUGCGCCUCGGCGCCCCCGCCUUGCAGCACCUCUUCGAGGCCGCGGGCGGCGCCGAGGCCGCCGCGGCGCCCGUCGUCGUGGCGCCCCAGCGCGGGCGCGGCGAGUUCGACCAGGCGCGGCGCCGCUCCCGAGGAAGCCGCCACAGCAGGGCCCACGCUGCUCGACGCUGCCCGACGCUGCUGCGCCGGGGAGUCGGCCGACGCGGCGGACUGCAAGGUCGCCCCGGAGGCCCAUGCCGGGCGGCACGAGGUGCGGGACGCCUUCGCCGAGGACCCCUUCGAGCGGGAGUACUGGCGCCAGAUCCAGGAGGCCCACGUGGCCAAGCAGGAGCAGCAGUGGCGCGUGGUGCAGGAGCGCAACCGGGACGAGGAGCGGAGGCUGCAGGAGCUGCGCCUGCGCGUCGCGGAGGGCGCCAAGAGGGAGCGCGCCGCGGCCUUCCUGAGGGAGCACGGCUUCCGCGGGCCCAACGCGCGGCGGCGCCGGCUCUUCGUCUGCGGCCGCUUCACCUACCCGCUGCACGCCGCGGCGCGGCUGAACAGCGCCUCCGCAGCCGAGGUGCUUCUGUGGGCAGGAGCAGACGGUGAUCUCGAGGACUCCGACGGGCUCACGCCGCUCGCGCUGGCCUGCAGCCUCAACAGGCGCGGCUCCCACGACAGCCUGAUCGCCGUCCUCUCCACCGCGGGCGCCGGCGGCACGCCCCUCUGA
Prorocentrum cordatum is the source of this 766-nucleotide messenger RNA. The record is from the annotation of a GenBank genome assembly. Lineage: Eukaryota; Dinophyceae; Prorocentrales; Prorocentraceae.